AUGCCGUCAAGAACGCCCUUCCAGGCAUGCCCGCCCCCAAGAGUAUGUGAAAUGGACAAGGAACGUCGUAAAAUACGAACUGGUCUCGCUCUCUUGAAGUUCAUUGGAUUCGACUCACCAGUGGUUACGGUCUGUUCGAAACAUAUAUUUGGUUCCAUUCGCAGAUGUCCCAGACCUGAGACUUUAGAGCACCUCAACAGAAGUGGACUAGAUGGUGACCUACCUGAGAAGAACGGUCUGCCAUUUGGCACCAUUUGUACCAACCAUGAAACGUUUCUCAAUUUGUCCGUUCCCAGGGUGAAAUUGUCCGCGUUUAGAUGCAAUGAUUGCGUACGCCGUCUCCAUGCCAACUUGGUGCAGCUGUCGGUCGUAGCGGUCGGUUGGGCGGAUUAUUCAUCAGAUCUACCGAGUUCAUUAAUGGACAGCCGGAUUACCAAUGCAGUAGUGAAGAAGCCAUCCGUAGUAAGGGUGAAACCGGAACUUAGAAGAAGAGUUCGUGGUCUGCUGCAGCAGGCUGCUGAUUUGAGAACUCAUGGGGCCGAUGAUAGAUCAACACCACAGAAUAGUCGUUAUCGUGACGUUAUUGAUGAGGUAGAUGGCUCACCGUUGGCUGGUCUUCUUGCAAUAUUGCUGGGUGAAUCGCAGACAGGCGAAAACGUACGACGUCCUAUUCAGAGGAUUUUGACCGAAAUCGACAAUGUUCUCAGGGAAGAUGUAGAACAUAAGUUGAUGAUUGCGCAAGAACGAAACGAUCGUCAACUGGAAGAUCUUACGCUGCGGCUUGAACAAACACUUCGUCAAAGAGAAACCUCUCAUCUGAGAGAAAUCACAGAAUUACAUGGUCGUAUCGACUACCUUCAGGAUCAACUCAAGGAAAGUCGCGAAAUGAACGAGAACUUCGAACGGCAGCUGGAGAACGCAAACUUGGAAUUGUUGGAGCGAUCACAUGGCAUGGGCAGUACCAUGGCUGAGAUAGAGGACCUACGGAAAGAAGUAAAAGAGCUAAGGCUCUUUAAAGCAAAAUACCGACAAGGAAUGGAGAGCAUUGACCAGCUACGUGACGAACUGGAAAAACAAAUGUUGAUCGCUAAGACCACCUAUGAAGAAUUCGCUAAGGUGGAGAAAGAGCGAGAUGAGCUUCGAUUAGAAUUCGACAAAAAUCUUCAAAAACUCCGAAAAUUGAAUCAACGGCGACAUCAUGCAAUUAUGGCAGAGCUUGACGAAGCGGAAGACGAAAUUCUCACUUAA
Molecule: messenger RNA, 1248 nt
Organism: Haemonchus placei
Lineage: Eukaryota; Metazoa; Nematoda; Chromadorea; Rhabditida; Trichostrongylidae
Source: the annotation of a GenBank genome assembly